Molecule: messenger RNA, 474 nt
Organism: Staurois parvus
Lineage: Eukaryota; Metazoa; Chordata; Amphibia; Anura; Ranidae
Source: the annotation of a GenBank genome assembly
GUCCGUAGUCUCUGGUCAUCUCCUGUACAUGUCCGCAGUCUCUGGUCAUCUCCUGUACUAUGUCCGCAGUCUCUGGUCAUCUCCUAUAGCAUGUCCGCAGUCUCUGGUCAUCCCCUGUACUGUGUCUGCAGUCUCUGGUCAUCUCCUGUACUGUGUCCGCAGUCUCUGGUCAUCUCCUAUAGCAUGUCCGCAGUCUCUGGUCAUCUCCUGUAGUAUGUCCUCAGUCUCUGGUCAUUUCCUAUAGCAUGUCCACAGUCUCUGGUCAUCUCCUAUAGUAUGUCCGCGGUCUCUGGACAUCUCCUGUACUAUGUCUGCAGUCUCUGGUCAUCUCCUGUAGCAUGUCCGCAGUCUCUGGUCAUCUCCCGUACUGUGUCCGCAGUCUCUGGUCAUCUCCUGUACUGUGUCUACAGUCUCUGGUCAUCUCCUGUACUAUGUCCACAGUCUCUGGUCAUCUCCUGUACUAUGUCUGCAGUC